AUGCCCGUUAGACUCUUACCCCAAUUCCGACUCCUCAGCACUUCUCUUCCGGCGACCCAUUUCCCACCCAUGAAGUUCGCGCCUACCCUUUCGUCCUCUCGGGCCGUGCCCCUUUUGUCUCGGGUCUUCCCAUUGAGGCUGAGGUACAUGGGUUUAGGUUUUCGUCGUUCGUUGCAGACUGAGCGGGCAUUCUCGACUCGUGCCUUCCGAGGCCCCAGAACCGGGUCGGGCUCCGAGUUGCCACGUGGGUAUGAGAGAAGGGCGGGUGGAGCUUCGAAGAGCCUGAUAGAGGACGAGGCUGAGCUCAGUGACUGGGUCAGCGAGUUGAGGAGUGACUCGCCCCGUGGCCGUGAGGACGAAUUGGAGGGUCGUAGAGGUAGGGUUAGAGAGAGGGGUACUGACAGAGAAUCUUAUCCGAUGAAAAAGAGCAGGAGAGAGAGUGACUCGGGCGAUUUUGGUGAGUCUAGAAGGCGAGAUUUUCGGUCCCCAAAUCAGUCAUUUACGAGAAAUGGAGGUAUAAGUAAGCGGUUCGAUAAUAAAUCUGAGGGCGAUAAGAAAGAUAGACCAUUUCCACCCAGAAACAAUCGCGGGAACUCAAAUUCAAGUGGCGAGUUUGGUGAUUCGAGCAGGCGAAGAUUUUCUAACCCAAAUGAAUCUUUUUCGAGAAAUUCAGGGAUAAGUAAGCGGUUUGAUAACAAAUUUCAGAGUGAUGAUGAUAAGGAAGACGGGUUGUUUCCGCGCAGAAAUACUCGCAGGAAUUCAAAUUUGAAAGCGGAUUCAUUUACUAGGAAUGGAGGUGUCGAGGGUCUAAGAAGAGGUGGAAGAGAGACUGGUAAAAUAUUGCGUGUGAUGGAUGAUACUGAAGAGAAGGAGGAAAAACUGACCGGUGUUAGGAUUGAGGAUUUGCUUAGUGAGGAAGAGAGUGAUACUGCUAUUUCUGAUGAUGAUGGCUAUGGAGUAUUAAGAGAAAAAAGUGCAACUUCUUUGUUUGGUUCGGAUAAUGAAGUGAGCGUAAAGGUUUUGCCGAAAAGUUCACCUGGAAGCUCUGACUCUUAUUUGAGUGAAUCUCGGUUUGAUCAAUGUUCUGUCUCUCCGCUGUCCUUGAAAGGAAUCAAGGAUGCAGGAUAUGAAAAAAUGACUGUAGUACAAGAGGCUACUCUUCCAGUAAUACUCAAAGGUAAGGAUGUUCUGGCCAAGGCUAAAACAGGGACUGGAAAAACUGUGGCGUUCUUGCUUCCAUCAAUUGAAGUUGUUGUAAAAUCACCUCCUAUUACCCGUGAUCAAAAGCGACCCCCAAUUCUGGUACUUGUAAUAUGCCCAACCCGAGAGCUGGCAAGUCAAGCCUCUGCAGAAGCCAAUAAGUUAUUGAAGUAUCAUCCUUCUAUUGGCGUUCAAGUUGUGAUUGGAGGCACAAGACUUGCUUUAGAACAGAAACGCAUACAAGCAAACCCUUGCCAGAUUCUUGUAGCUACACCUGGAAGGCUCAAAGAUCACAUUGAGAAUACCGCAGGUUUCGCAACUAGGCUGAUGGGUGUCAAAGUCCUUGUACUUGACGAAGCUGAUCAUUUGCUGGAUAUGGGAUUCCGUAAAGACAUUGAAAGGAUUAUUUCAGCUGUCCCCAAACAACGGCAGACACUUCUGUUUUCUGCCACAGUUCCAGAAGAGGUCCGUCAAAUAUGUCACAUUGCUUUGAAAAGAGAUCAUGAGUAUAUCAAUACAGUUCAAGAAGGCAGUGAAGAGACGCAUGCACAGGUCAGACAGACGCAUUUAGUCGCUCCAUUGGACAAGCAUUUUUCCCUAGUAUAUGCUCUUCUUAAAGAGCAUAUUGCAGAUGAUGUUGAAUAUAAGGUUCUUGUAUUCUGCACUACUGCUAUGGUCACACGAUUGGUUGCAGACCUUCUUGGUGAGCUGAACUUGAAUGUCAGGGAGAUCCAUUCUAGGAAGCCACAGAGUUAUAGAACCCGAGUUUCUGAUGAAUUUCGGAAAUCAAAGGGUCUUAUUCUUGUAACUUCAGAUGUAUCUGCACGUGGGGUCGAUUAUCCAGAUGUUACCCUAGUCAUACAGGUGGGCGUGCCAGCUGAUAGACAACAGUAUAUACACCGACUUGGUAGAACCGGUCGUAAAGGCAAAGAAGGGCAAGGAAUAUUGUUACUGGCUCCUUGGGAGGAAUUCUUCUUGUCCAAUAUUAAGGAUUUGCCAAUAAACAAGGGUUCCGUACCUUCAGUUGAUCCAGACACUAAGAAGAAGGUGGAACGAGCGCUAUCCAAAGUGGAGAUGAAGAACAAAGAAGCAGCGUAUCAAGCGUGGCUUGGGUAUUACAAUUCGAAUAAGAAAGUGGGGCGCGAUAAGCAUAAGCUUGUGGAGCUUGCUAACGAGUUUAGCCGAAGCAUGGGGCUGGAUAAUCCUCCAGCCAUUCCCAAGCUUGUUCUUGGCAAGAUGGGGCUUAAGAAUGUCCCUGGAUUGCGUUCCAAGUAG
Molecule: messenger RNA, 2475 nt
Organism: Prunus armeniaca (apricot)
Lineage: Eukaryota; Viridiplantae; Streptophyta; Magnoliopsida; Rosales; Rosaceae
Source: the annotation of a GenBank genome assembly